This is a messenger RNA of Myripristis murdjan (pinecone soldierfish), 8548 nucleotides long. It is a transcript of the gene myo10l3, whose product is annotated as myosin X, like 3. The transcript has 41 exons. Bases 263 to 6601 code for a protein of 2112 amino acids. Gene Ontology annotation, molecular function: ATP binding; cytoskeletal motor activity; protein binding. Gene Ontology annotation, biological process: axon extension; signal transduction. Gene Ontology annotation, cellular component: axonal growth cone; cytoskeleton; myosin complex. Lineage: Eukaryota; Metazoa; Chordata; Actinopteri; Holocentriformes; Holocentridae. The record is from RefSeq and is a predicted model, not a curated record.
GGCUUCCCAGGACACUCAACUAGCGUCCAACAAAGCAAGUGUCCUCAAGUGUCCUAAUAACCUUUAAAAUGGCUUGUUUCUGACGGGUGUAGUCUCCUGAACGACACGCAGAGGGGAACAAGAAGAAGAACUUCUGUUUUUUUUUUUUCUCCUAGGUUUGCGGAUGGAAAGCAUUUGGGAAUACAUCUUCCUCUCCUGUGCAACUGUGGUACCCUGAAAUCAGACUACAAAGGAGCUUGAGGUCGGACAUUGACUGAUUAUAAUGGAUACGUUCUUUUUAGAAGGGGCCCGUGUCUGGCUGAGACACAAAGAGCAGCUCCUCCCCUCCACUGUCAGCUCCUGUGAUGAUGCGUCCGUGGUCCUCGCUACCGACUAUGGAAAGGUGAUCCAUCUCCAGAGGGGAGAGCUGAGCAGAGAAAUGUUGUACCCCAUGCACCCCAGCAGCAUCCAUGGAGUGGAGGACAUGUCCACACUGGCAGAACUACAUGAAGCCGCCAUUAUGCACAACCUCUAUCUGCGGUACCAGAAAGACAACAUCUAUACCAACAUAGGCUCUAUCCUCGCAGCGGUGAACCCCUACAAGCAGAUAGCGGGCCUGUAUGAUGGCGCUGCAGUUGAUUUGUACAGCAAACACCAGAUGGGGGAGCUGCCUCCUCAUAUCUUCGCCGUGGCCAAUGAGUGUUACCGCUGCCUGUGGAAGAGACACGACAGCCAGUGUGUUCUCAUCAGUGGAGAGAGCGGUGCAGGGAAGACAGAGAGCACCAAGCUGCUGCUCAAGUUUCUGUCGGUGAUGAGCCAGAACUCGGCGGGCGCUCCCCCGUCAGAGAGGACCACCAGGGUGGAGCAGGCCAUCGUUCAGAGCAGUCCUAUCAUGGAAGCAUUCGGGAAUGCCAAGACCGUGUACAACAACAACUCCAGUCGCUUUGGGAAGUUCAUCCAGCUCCACUUCUCCCAGAAUGGAAACAUCCAGGGAGGCUGCAUCAUUGACUAUUUGCUUGAAAAGAACCGUGUGGUUAGGCAGAAUCCUGGAGAGAGAAACUACCACAUCUUCUAUGCGCUGCUAGCAGGGGCAGACAGAGACCACAGAGAUAUGUACUUCCUGUCAGAGGGCCCUGAGUCUUACCAUUACCUGAGCCAGUCAGGCUGUGUGCAGGACAGCAGUCUGGAUGACAAGCAGCUGUUUGACAGUGUCAUGGAAGCCCUGAAGGUGAUGGAGUUCACUGAAGAAGAGAUAAGAGACGUUUUCAAAUUGCUGUCUGCUGUCCUCCAGAUGGGCAACAUUGAAUUCAUGACUGCUGGUGGAGCUCAGAUCACUUCCAAAGGAGUGGUCAGCAAUGUCAGUGAGCUGCUGGGCCUGGACUCCUUCCAGCUGUCGGAGGUGUUGACCCAGCGCUCCAUGAUCCUCAGAGGAGAGGAGAUCUGCUCGCCUCUCACUGUGGAGCAGGCUGUGGACUCACGGGACUCGGUUGCCAUGGCGCUUUAUUCUCAGUGUUUCUCCUGGAUCAUAAUGAGGAUCAACCAGAAGAUCAAAGGGAAAGAUAACUUCAAGUCAAUUGGUAUCUUGGACAUCUUUGGCUUUGAGAACUUUGAGGUGAACCGGUUUGAACAGUUUAAUAUCAACUACGCCAACGAGAAACUCCAGGAGUACUUCAACAAGCACAUCUUCUCCCUGGAGCAGCUGGAGUACAACAGGGAGGGGAUCCAGUGGGAGGCCAUAGACUGGAUGGAUAAUGCGGAGUGUCUGGAUCUCAUAGAAAAGAAACUGGGCAUGUUGGCUCUUAUCAAUGAGGAGAGCCGCUUCCCCAAAGGCACUGACUACACCCUUUUGGAGAAACUGCAUAGUAGACACGCAACCAACCCCUACUAUGUGAAGCCUAGAGUGACUGACCACCAGUUUGGCAUCAAGCACUACGCUGGAGAGGUGCUGUAUGAUGUGCGCGGGAUCCUGGAGAAGAACAGGGACACCUUCAGAGACGACAUCCUGUUCAUCCUCAAAGACAGCAGGCUUGACUUCAUCUACGACCUUUUUGAGCGCGUGGGCAGCCGGAGCGGAGACGAGACCCUGAAGAUGGGCACGGCCCGCCGCAAGCCCACCGUCAGCUCCCAGUUCAGGGACUCCCUCCAUUCCCUGAUGGCCACACUAAGUGCUUCCAACCCUUUCUUUGUGCGCUGCAUCAAACCCAACAUGGACAAGAACGCCAGCCGGUUUGACCCCGUCGUAGUCCUAAACCAGCUGAGGUAUUCUGGGAUGCUGGAAACAGUGAAGAUCCGCAGGGCUGGAUUCCCUGUCCGCAGAACAUUCCAGGACUUCUACAGCAGGUACAAGAUGAUCCUGAAGAACAAAACCCACUCAGAUGAUGUGAAGGCGAGCUGCUUAGAGCUUCUCACACAACAUGACAGGGCUAAGAGAGAGUGGCAACUGGGGAAGACAAAGGUGUUCUUAAAAGAGGCCCUGGAGCAAAGGCUGGAGAAGGAGAGGGAAGAGGUGCGGCGCAGGGCUGGUAUGGUGAUCCGCGCCCACAUCCUCAGCUAUGUGGCAAGGAAGCAGUAUAAGCGGGUCCUGUCCAGCGUCAUCACCAUCCAGAAGAACUACCGCGCUCACUUCUGGAGACGGGUCUUCCUGCGCCUGCGCGUGGCCGCCAUUGUCCUGCAGAAACACCACCGAGGCCAGCUGGCCCGCUCGCUCUGCCGCCAGCUCAAGGAGGAGACGAGGAAGCGGAAGGAGGAAGAGGAGAGGAGGAGGAGGGAGGAAGAGGAGAGGAGGCGAGUAGAGGAGGAGGAGAGGCGGCUGGAGGAGGAGAGGAGACGGCAGGAGGAGGCGGAGAAGAGAAAGAGGGAGGAGGAGGAGGAGAAGCAGAGGCUGAUGGAAGAGGAGCUGAGGAGGAAGAAGCUCGAGGAGGAGGAGGAGUCGUUGAGGAGGGAGGAGUUGAGAAUGAAGAAGGAGGCAGAGGAGGAAAGGAACUCCCUGGUGCUGAACGGCGCUUGUCAGAAGAGGGAGCUGUCUCAGUCUCUUUCCUACAACCCCGGGCCAAGCCACGCCUCGGAGGAGGAAAGCCGUCAGAUGGAGGAGAUCCUGCGCCUGGAGAGGGAGAUUGAGCGUCUGCAGAAGCAGCAGGAGGAUGGUGUGUCCCUCCUUGGAGAUGUUUCCCGGGAGGAGCUUCGCCAGAGGAGAGACGCUGAGAUCUACAGACUGGAGAAGGAGGCCUCGCGUGUGGCCACCGAAUUCCUGGAGCUCCUGGACUUUGGGGGCUUGGAGCCGUCUCUCUCCAGUGAGGAGAACUUGCACGACCCGACUGAAUCCACGGCGCCUCUGGCUGAGGAGGAGGUGGACGAGGGCUUCCACGCUGAGGACGAGUGCAUUCCUUUGCCCGACUUCCCUCCGCCAGCCAAAGUUCCCCUGGAUCAGGAAAUAUUCCAAAGUAUUCCCCCUCCUCCGCCUGCCUUUGCAGAGGGACUGAUGGUCGCUCCCUCCUCCGCCUCCGCCCCCGCACCAGCGAAGGCCUCCCCUGUUACCUCCAACGGACUGAGGCAUGCUCCUGCUCCCACGCCAACUUCAAAGGCACUCACUGCCUCCACAGCCCCGGGCCCUUCCCCUGUCCUCACCAACGGAGACAGGCAGCCAUACCUGCGGGCCAGCAUGGGCUCAGACACCGAGCCCGUGAGCGAGGAGCCGUCCCACAGCAUCCUGCCGGACACAGAGUCGGACUACGAUCAGGAUGAGUACGAGGAGGCUCAGGGGAGCUCGGGGGCCAGCACCAACGAUGGACACGCUACAGAUGAGGAAGUAUUGCGGAAAUCAUCCUGCACCCAAAACAGCCUGGACUCCUUCCGAGGCAGCUCCGACUCGUUCAUUGACAGCGAUGAGGACAACGACGGCUAUGUGGACACAGAUGAGGAAGUUUCCAACGGGAGAGUGAAUCUGCUGAAUGGCAGUGGGCCUCCCUACUUCCACAGCUACCUCUACAUGAAGAGUGGUUUGAUGAUCCCGUGGCGUCGUCGCUGGUGCGUGCUGAAAGAUGAGACCUUCAUGUGGUUCCGGGCCAAACAAGACUCCCUCAAGUCCGGCUGGCUCUACAAGAAAGGCGGGGGAAUGUCAACCUUGUCCCGAAGGAACUGGAAGAUGCGCUGGUUUGUCCUGCGGGAGUCAAAGCUCAUGUACUUUGAGAACGACAGUGAAGAGAAGCUGAAAGGAACCAUUGACAUCCGUGCAGCCAAGGAGAUAGUGGACAACCAUGAGAAGGAAAAUGCACUGAACAUUGUGACGGAGGAGAGGACCUACCACAUCUAUGCAGAGUCCCCCGAGGACGCCAGUGGUUGGUUCAAUGUGCUGAGUCGGGUCCACAGCGCCAGCCCAGAGCAACUCAUGGAGAUGCACCAUGAGCAGGCCAACCCAAAGAAUGCAGUGGGCACACUGGAUGUGGGCUUGAUUGAUUCUGUUUGUGCGUCAGAUAACCCCGACAGACCCAACUCAUUUGUGAUCAUCACGGCCAACCGGGUGAUCCACUGUAACACAGACAUGCCUGAGGAGAUGCACCACUGGAUCGGUCUGCUGCAGAAACCCAAAGGAGACUCCAGGAUUGACGGACAGGAGUUCUUAGUCAGAGGCUGGUUGCAUAAAGAGAUGAAGUCAGGAGCCAAAAGUACCUCACUAAAGCUGAAGAAGCGCUGGUUUGUUCUGACCUGUAAUUCCCUGGAUUACUACAAGUCGUCGGAGCGUAACGCCUCCAAACUGGGAACACUGGUCCUCAACAGCCUCUGCUCUGUGGUGCAGCCGGAUGAGAAGGUCUUCAAGGACACCGGUUACUGGAACAUAAUAAUCCAUGGGCGUAAACACUCGUACCGUCUUUACACCAAAAUGCUGAAUGAAGCCAUGAGGUGGGCGUCUGCCAUACAGGGGGCUAUAGACAGCAAAGUCCCCAUUGAGACGCCGACCCAACAACUCAUCAGGGACAUCAAGGAGAGCAGUUUGAACGUGGAGGCUGUGGAGCAGACAUACUGGAGGAACCCCAUCCUGAGAUAUACCCAGCAUCCCUUGCACUCCCCUCUACUACCUCUGCCUUAUGGCGAUGUCAGCGUCCACUUGCAAAAGGAGAAGGGCUACGCCAGCCUGCAGGAUGAGGCCGUGAAAAUUUUCAACUCCCUGCAGGAAAUGGAGGCAGUGUCAGACCCUGUGCCAAUCAUCCAGGGAAUCCUACAGACCUGCCAAGACUUGCGGCCUUUAAGGGAUGAAGUGUACUGUCAGCUGAUCAAACAGACCAAUCACGUCCCCCAGCCCAAUAGUCCGGCCAAUCGUGCCCACUGGCACCUCCUGACUUGUAUGAGCUGCACCUUCCUGCCCAGCCGAGGCAUCCUGCGCUACCUCAAGUUUCACCUCAAAAGGAUUAGAGAGCUGUUCCCUGGCACAGAGAUUGAAAUGUUUGCCCAUUUCAUUGGUGAGUCUCUGAAGAAGACCAAGACCAGGGAGUUUGUUCCCUCCCAGGAGGAGAUCAUGGCUCUGCUUACCAGGCAGGAAAUGACGACCACAGUCUACUGCCAUGGAGGAGGCUCCUGCAAGAUCUCCAUCAACUCCCACACAACUGCUGGAGAGGUGGUGGAGAAGCUAAUCCGAGGCCUGGCAAUGGAGGACAGCAGGAACAUGUUUGCUCUGUUUGAACACAACAACACCAUCGACAGAGCCGUGGAGAGCAGGGUCAUCGUGGCCGAUGUUUUGGCCAAAUUUGAAAGGCUGGCGGGCAGUGAGGAAGCGGAGGAUGACGGCCAGUGGAAACUCUACUUCAAACUCUACUGCUUCUUGGAUGUGGAGAGCAUGCCUAAGGAAGGAGUGGAGUUCGCUUUCAUGUUUGAGCAGGCUCAUGAGAGUUUGACCAGUGGCCACUUCCCUGCCCCAGAGGAGACCCUGCAGCACCUCGCUGCUCUACGCCUGCAGUUCCUGCAUGGCGACAAAGCGCGGGUCAGCUGGAGCCUGGAUAGCGUUUACCCAGUGGGCCGCCUGCGUCACCGCAUUUUACAGUUUACCAAGGUGGGCGGAGCCUCGGGGCCGGGUCAGACAAUGGAGCGUCGGAGGACUAGCUUCCUGGAUGGCACCCUGCGCCGGGGGUUGAAGACGGGCUCAGUGAAGAAGCAGAAAAUGGAGGAGGAGCAGAUGCUGGAGAUGUGGAUAAAGGAGGAGACCUCUGCCACCAGGGCCAGCAUCCUGGAGAAAUGGUCCCGCCUUGCAGGUCUGGACCAGCACCAGGCCAUGCUCAAAUACAUGACCAUCAUCAAAGAAUGGCCCGGCUAUGGAUCCACGCUCUUUGAUGUUGAGUGCAAAGAAGGAGGAUUCCCUCAUGAGCUGUGGUUGAGCGUGAGUGCUGAAAAUGUGUCUGUCUACAAGAGAGGAGAGCCAAAGCCUCUGGAGACCUUCCCAUACGAACACAUCAUUUUCUUUGGUGCUCCACAGCCCUGCACCUACAAGAUCACUGUGGACGAGAGAGAGAUGUUCUUUGAAACACCACAGGUUGGAGAGAUCACAAAGAUCAUGAAAGCCUACAUAAACAUGAUUGUGAAGAAGCGGUGCAGUGUGAGAUCUGUUUCCAGCUACGGAACCAAUUGGAUCAGGUGAUGGACGGGACAGGACCCAUAAUGAACACAGCUACACCUGACCCAAAAGGAGGGGAAGACAGGAAGAACAAAUUGCCAUCAAAGCGACACUUCAGAUGUCUUUGAGCCUUUGACUGGCAGUACAGCAAAAUAGACAAACUCUUUUGAGAAAGACUGCUGUGUAUAGAGACACAAAAAAACAAUGUCCUCGCUGCUUAUUGCAAAUUCAGAACAUCUACACAAUUACAAGCUUUACUGCUAUUUUGACUGAGUAUCGUUUUCCUCCAUAUCGUCUCCAAACUGAAAAAGAAAAAAACAAAAACAAAAACAAAACAAAACAAAAAAAACAUCCCCUCCGCUCAUGUUAUUUACACUGGUCAUUUCAAACCUGUUGCUUCAAAUGUAUUUUAGGCAUCAGACAUCUUUUCAAGGAUGUUGUUUAAAUCUAAAUAUUCAGGGAAAGAUGAGUGAGCAUGCAUGCUUUUCCUCAGCAAAGUCCAGUUUGUCAAACCAGAAAAAAACAAUCACACCUAAAUUCAAAUCUAAGUCCAAUUUCCAAAAAAAAAGGUUUUCUUUCCAACCCACAGCCCAAAUAACUGCUUAAAAUAAUAUGUUGAAGCUACAAGUAAAGUCUGAAUGAGUUGAACAUGGUUUGGCACCCUUAUUCAAGUAUUUUUUUUUCCUCACAGAAUAUGAAGGCGCCUUGUUAUGAAUGUUCUCCUGAAUGGAGAGUCCCUCAGGUUAAUGGGAAAUGUAACUGUCACGAUACCAGGGAGUUAAUCUCCCUCAUCUUGCCUUAUAUGGGUUUGACUGCUUUUUGUCUUGACUGAUUGUUUCAGUGCAGAUAUGGUCUUUCACGGCUGGAAUAUAAGAUUUUGUGAGGUUUGAGUGUGUUGGUGCUUUGGUGGCCAUGGCCUCCAUGAAUGCAUGUGCCUCAAAAGCACAGCCCCGUCUUGAGGAAAUGAAUUUCUGCCUUUAUAAAUCUGUAAAAGACUAGCGAACAGAAGUUCAAUGAGUAUAACCACUGCAUUGGUGGAGAUGCAAUGUGUAUAACCACUGCAAUAGAGUAUUUUCACAAGAGGUGCCAUUUGCUAAAUUGCGCUCCUACAUGUAAUUCGUUGUCCUAGAAGUAGUGCCCAGUGUUGAGCUGUUUUAUUUGUGAAUUGAGUUGUUGGCUGUUUGUCCUUGAAACCUUCUGUGACUGACACUGAUGUUCAAGGAAGAUGCUUUCAGAAACAGGCAUGAUAUUGUCUGGAGAGUCUGUGUCUGAAGAAUGUUUUAUAUGUUUCUGAUGAUGUCAAAGGCCAUGUGAGGGUGGGGUAUUUAUUUUGUGAACUGUUAAUGGAAAUGGAGAGAGAGGCUGAGAGGAUUCACAAGAACCAACGCAGAGAGGGGAGCAGCGUGAUGGAAAAGUAAUCAUGCAGUUUUGUUCAAUAUUUGUGUUAUCAUUUAUGCAUUUAGGGACACAAGAUUCGUGAGAUGCAGAAACAGACAAAUUAUCCAUGAGUUAUUACAGUUUUGCUCCACUUGUGCCCUUUUUAGUGGAGCCUUUUUCAUGCCUAAAAAUGAUCAAAGUCAUGUCCUAAGGACCUAGGAUGCCCAAUUGUCUCUGCUGUCUUGUUUAACCUGAGGCCUUCCUUUGAAGGACACCUUGGCCACUGUGGAUGAAAACAAAAGAUGCAAGUGUAUGUCAGCCACCAUGGUGAAAGUAUGAUUCAUGCAGGCUACAUAUUCAGCUUAGUCUUUACCUCACAUCACAUCACUGUCUCAGUCUUCCAUUGCGCUCCAAUAUUACUGACUUAGGACUUCUGGUCAGCUGCCGGCGGCCACACCAGAGACUUAUCUUGCCAUUGACGAUGACUGUACUUAUGAAAUUUCUGCUUGUUUUGAAGAGAAACAAAAAUCAGAAAAUGAUGUUUUAUAACUGAAUUUAAAGAUGCUUUAAUAAAUUAUUGUAUUUCAUAAGGUG